Molecule: messenger RNA, 3796 nt
Organism: Protobothrops mucrosquamatus (brown spotted pit viper)
Lineage: Eukaryota; Metazoa; Chordata; Lepidosauria; Squamata; Viperidae
Gene: WAPL
Product: WAPL cohesin release factor
Exons: 18
Biological process (GO): regulation of chromosome condensation
Source: RefSeq, a predicted model, not a curated record
GAAACAGGCGUCAAAAUGACAUCCAGAUUCGGGAAGACCUAUAGCAGGAAAGGUGGCAAUGGCAAUUCCAAAUUUGAUGAGGUUUUUUCCAACAAACGGACCACUCUCAGCACGAAAUGGGGAGAAACUACCUUUAUGGCCAAGCUAGGCCAGAAGAGGCCCAACAUUAAGCCAGAUAUUUCCGAGAUCCCUAAGAAACCCAAAGUCGAAGAGGAAGCAAUAGAAGAUCCGUUUGGAUUUGACAGCGAUGAAGAGUCGCUGCCAGUUUCUUCCAAGAACGUGUCCCAAGCGAAAGGCUCCGCUCAGCUGGAGUCAGUCGAAGUUUCCCAGCCUGCAGAUUUCUCUUCUGUUCUUGAGUCUAAUAGUAGAUUUCUUCCCUCGCUUGGUGAAGACGCCUUGGCCAGCAAAGGUGUGUCUUUUGAUAAUGCCACGCACGACUUGAAAGAGAAGAAUUCGACCAGAAACAUGGCAGAAGACUUCAGAAGCAGCAGUGCUCACCCUCUAGCUUCAGAUACUGAACUGAGUUAUCCCGAGGACAACGAGAACAGCCAUUUCCUCUACAAGAACGCCGAAGACAAUAGCGUGAGUGCUCAACUAGCAGAAAUUUCCGGGUACAACAUUGAAAUCAAGGAAUCGCACGACCCUUGGGAUUGCCCUAUUGCCCACAGAGACUCUCCCUCGGACGUAUCCCACACCAGAGGGCCGCUAAUAACUGGCUUAUAUGAUUGGGAAGACGAGAACGAGGACGGCCAAAGAGGAGAAUACAUGCUGGGAUUUGAUGACGAACCACUUUCGGAGAUAAAAAACAAGGGCGAAGUGCUGGUCAAGGAAGAGAUGGAGGGCCCCAAGGAAGCCAUUCACGAGGAACUGAUGCAAGCUGUUCUCAGGCCGAGUAAUUGUCGGACAUACUGUAGAUCAAACAAAACAAAACUGCAGGGAAUGUCAAACUUUGAUAAGCUGCUGGAUGGCACUCUCCAACCCCUCGCCAAAGCAAACAGUGAUUCGAACGCCGAUGGUGUGAAUCCAGUCAGGAAGGUUGCUUUAAGUAGUGGGACCAGUUUUAAAGGCGCAGGAAGGACUAGAGACUACACAGUGCUCCACCCUUCCUGCUUAUCGGUUUGCAACGUCACCAUCCAAGACACCAUGGACCGCAUGGACGAAUUCGCCACGGCCACGCCCACCGACCUGGGGGAAGCGGGCCGCCUGAGGAAGAAGGCCGACCUCGCCACGGCCAAGACCGCCGCCCGGUUCCGACCCAGCAACACCAAAUCCAAGAAAGACGUCAAGUUGGAAUUUUUCGGCUUCGACGACAACGACGAAGGCGGGGGCGGCGAAGGCGGGUCCAGAGCCUCCGGGAGCUCCAAUUACAAAAUUAAAUACUUUGGUUUUGACGACUUAAGCGAAAGCGAGGACGACGACGAGGAACGACUGCUGGAGCGGAAGGCCAAUAAGAAGAGAAGCAAAUCGGCCGCCGCCGCGUCUUCGCAGCAUUCCACUUCGGAUGGAAACGAGAGCUACUACUCUCAGGAUAGCCAGUCGAGUUCCAAUUCAGAACAGCCUGAAGCUACUGUGGUUUUAAGUCAAAAGAAGGUGGCGGUACGUUUUCCUGGAGAUAAAAUAGAGCUGAUGGAGUUUGCAGACGAUCCAUCCAGCGUUCCAGAAAGCAAUAAGAAAUCUACCAAUUCACAAGGCGAUAAGUCUAAAGAAAAUACACGGAAAAUAUUUAGCGGACCAAAGAGGUCACCAACAAAAGCUGUGUACAAUGCUAGACAUUGGAACCAGCCAGAAUCUGAGGCUCUUCCAGCAUCACAAGUGCUGAAAAAUCCCAACGUUCCAGCCAGGUCUUCAAAAGAGGCAGCUCCGAAGGACGAUGGGGUAUUCAAGGCUCCAGCGCCACCUCCCAAAGUGAUAAAAACUGUGACUCUACCAACUCAGCCCUAUCAGGAGAUAGUAACUGCCUUGAAAUGUAGGAAAGAAGACAAAGAAUUAUACACUGUCGUACAACAUGUGAAACACUUCAAUGAUGUGGUAGAAUUUGGGGAAAACCAAGAGUUCACGGACGAUAUUGAGUAUUUAUUAAGUGGACUGAAGAGCAAUCAGCCCCUAAACACCCGUUGCCUUAGUGUUAUUAGCCUGGCGACCAAGUGCGCCAUGCCCAGUUUCCGAAUGCAUUUGAGAGCACAUGGGAUGGUUGCGAUGGUCUUCAAAACCCUGGAUGACUCACAGCACCACCAGAACUUAUCGCUUUGUACAGCAGCUUUAAUGUAUAUCUUGAGCAGAGAUCGCUUAAACAUGGAUCUAGACCGAGCCAGCUUAGAUUUAAUGAUCAGACUUCUGGAGCUUGAGCAGGAUUCCUCCUCCAGGUUGUUUAAUGAAAAAGACAUGAACAAAAUCAAGGAAAAAAUCCGGAGACUCUGUGAAACUGUUCAUAAUAAACACCUGGAUCUCGAAAAUAUAACGGUGAGCGCCGGUUUUUACCUUCUUUUUAAUCACAUGAAAAUACAGAGAAAUGGACACCAGUAAGAUUAGCGAAAAUGUUUAAAAAUACUUCGAAUAAUUGCUGGAAAUGUAAACAAAGUUAAGGAAUGUGUGGAUCAUUUAAGCAGCGAUGAGAAUGAAGAGAAAUUGGUCGCUUCACUCUGGGGAGCAGAAAGAUGUUUACGGGUCUUGGAAAGUGUAACAGUUCACAAUCCAGAGAAUCAAAGCUAUUUAAUAGCAUAUAAGGAUUCACAGCUCAUCGUCUCUUCAGCUAAAGCAUUACAGCAUUGUGAGGAGCUAAUCCAGAGAUACAACCGAGCCGAAGAUACCAUCUGUCUUGUAGACAGUAAGCCACUGCCUCACCAGAAUGUAACGAACCACGUGGGUAAGGCAGUAGAAGACUGUAUGAGAGCCAUCAUUGGGGUCUUGCUCAAUUUGACAAAUGAUAAUGAGUGGGGCAGCACCAAGACCGGGGAGCAAGAGGGCCUCAUCGGCACUGCUCUGAACUGCGUGCUUCAGGUUCCAAAGUUCCUAACUCAAGAACAGAGAUUUGAUAUUCGGGUUCUGGGUUUGGGUCUUUUGAUUAAUCUGGUUGAAUAUAGCGCAAGAAACAGACAUUGCCUCGUGAAUAUGGAAACCUCGUGUUCCUUCGAUUCCUUCUGCUUGGGAGACGCCGAGGAGAGCUUAAGCACAACUGGACAAAUAGCAGCUGUUCAGGCUUUAGUACAGUUGUUCCUGGAGAGAGAGAGAGCAGCACAGCUGGCUGAGAGUCAGACCGACGAACUGAUUAAAGAGGCCCCCACUGCACAGCACGACCAGAGUGGGGAGUGGCAGGAGACCAGUGGGGAGAUCCAGUGGGUCUCCACAGAAAAGCCAGACAACGCUGAGGAGAAAGAGAAGAAAGAAGAAGAAGAAGAGGAGCUGGAUCUUAAUAAAGCCCUUCAACAUGCCGGAAAGCACAUGGAAGACUGCAUUGUGGCCUCUUACACAGCACUGCUGCUAGGCUGCCUCUGCCAGGAGAGUCCAAUCAACGUGACUACUGUAAGGACAUACUUACCCAACGGGGACUUUUCGAUCAUGACCGAAAUGCUCAAAAAAUUUCUUAGUUUCAUGAACCUUACUUGCGCAGUUGGAACCACCGGCCAGAAGUCAAUCUCCCGAGUGAUUGAAUACUUGGAACACUGCUAGUUAACCCCCUGUUGGGCCACACAGGCACUCGGACGGGGGUGUUUUUUCUUUUUGGGGAAAAAGCAGGAGAUGCUGACCGAUGUGCUCAGGGAUGCGCCGAGAGCAUUCCUCAAGUCUCAUUUUUUUAUUC